This is a messenger RNA of Penicillium soppii, 2433 nucleotides long. Its product is annotated as phosphoketolase family protein. The transcript has a single exon. The coding region runs from base 1 to 2433 and encodes 810 amino acids. The record is from RefSeq and is a predicted model, not a curated record. Gene Ontology annotation, molecular function: aldehyde-lyase activity. Gene Ontology annotation, biological process: carbohydrate metabolic process. Lineage: Eukaryota; Fungi; Ascomycota; Eurotiomycetes; Eurotiales; Aspergillaceae.
AUGGCAUCGAAUGCCGAUGGCAAGAGCAUCUCCGCAUAUGGAGAGGCUCGCUCGACGUUGGAGGGCAAGCCUCUUGAUGCCGAGACGGUCCGAAAAAUGAAUGCCUAUUUUCGUGCUAGCAUGUACCUAUGUUUAGGCAUGCUUUAUCUUCGCGACAACCCCUUGCUCACGGAACCUCUCAAGCUGGAGCAUCUCAAAGCCCGGCUUCUAGGUCAUUGGGGGUCUGAUGCUGGACAAUCCUUCACCUGGAUGCACAUGAAUCGACUCAUCAAGAAGUACGACCUUGAUGUACUCUUUGUUUCCGGCCCUGGACAUGGUGCUCCUGGAAUCCUCUCCCAGUCUUACCUCGAGGGAGUCUACUCGGAAGUCUACCCGGAAAAAGCAGAAGAUACAGAGGGCAUGAAGAAGUUUUUCAAACAAUUCUCCUUUCCCGGUGGUAUUGGAAGCCAUGCAACCCCCGAGACACCUGGUAGUAUCCACGAGGGUGGUGAGCUAGGAUAUUCACUCUCCCAUGCUUUCGGCUCGGUAUUUGACAACCCUAACCUCAUUACCUUAACCAUGGUCGGUGACGGCGAGUCUGAGACCGGCCCUCUUGCGACGAGUUGGCACAGCACGAAAUUUCUGAACCCCAUCGUUGAUGGUGCGGUUCUACCUGUUCUCCACCUGAAUGGAUACAAAAUCAAUAACCCGACGGUGCUCGCACGUGUUAGCCACGAGGAGCUAUCUUCUUUGCUCGUCGGAUAUGGAUGGAAGCCAUACUUUGUGGAGGGAAGUGAUUUUGACAGCAUGCAUCAAGCCAUGGCAGCCACACUUGAACAAUGUGUCGUGGAGAUUAAACAGUACCAGAAAAAGGCCCGAGACUCCAAGACACCUUUCAGGCCCCGUUGGCCCAUGAUCGUUCUUCGUACCCCCAAAGGGUGGUCAGCUCCCCGGGAAGUUGAUGGCCAUCUUCUUGAGGGAUUCUGGCGUGCGCAUCAAAUUCCGAUCACUGAUGUCCGCACUAAUCCUCCUCAUCUCAAGCUUCUAGAGCAGUGGAUGAAAGGCUACAAACCAGAAGAGCUUUUUGACAAGAAUGGCACCUUGAUUCCGGAACUCAAGGAGCUAGCUCCGUCGGGUAAUUCGCGGAUAAGUGCCAAUCCUGUUGGCAAUGGUGGUCUUUUACGCCGACCGCUAAACAUGCCCGAUUUCCGAGACUACGGUUUGAAGGAUAUAGAUCCGGGUACAACGAUCAAGGGGGGCAUGGCCAACAUGGCCAAGUUCCUCCGCGAUGUGAUCGCUCAGAACAUGAAGAAUUUCCGCCUAUUCGGUCCUGAUGAGACUGAAUCCAACAAACUCGCUGAAGUUUACAAAGCAGGCAAAAAAGUCUGGAUGGGAGAAUAUUUCGAAGAAGAUAAGGAUGGGGGCAACCUGGCCCCCGACGGCCGUGUGAUGGAAAUUCUCAGUGAACAUACCUGCGAGGGAUGGCUGGAAGGCUACAUUCUUUCCGGGCGCCACGGACUUCUCAAUAGCUACGAGCCUUUCAUCCACGUUAUUGACUCUAUGGUCAACCAACAUUGCAAAUGGAUUGAGAAGUGCCUUGAAGUGGAAUGGAGAGCUCGCGUUGCCUCUCUCAAUAUUCUCAUCACAGCGACCGUCUGGAGACAAGAUCACAAUGGCUUCACGCAUCAAGACCCUGGCUUCCUUGAUGUUGUCGCCAACAAGAGCCCUGAAGUUGUCCGCAUCUAUCUCCCGCCAGAUGGCAACACUCUCCUUUCGGUCAUGGAUCACUGUCUCCGCAGUGUGAAUUAUGUGAACGUCGUAGUUGCCGACAAACAAGAUCACAUUCAGUUCCUCAACAUGGAUGAAGCCAUUGAACACUGCACCAAAGGUCUUGGAAUCUGGGACUGGGCUAGCAAUGAUCAAGGCGUAGAGCCCGAUGUCGUGAUCGCGUCCUGCGGUGAUGUCUCAACCCAUGAAGCCCUCGCCGCGACCGCUCUACUGCGGGAACAUCUCCCGCAACUGAAAGUCCGGUUUGUGAAUGUAGUUGAUCUCUUCCGACUCAUCUCCACUCUUCACCAUCCACACGGCUUGUCUGAUAAGAGGUGGAAGGCUAUCUUUACCACCGACAAGCCUAUCAUCUUCAACUUCCACUCCUACCCUUGGCUCAUCCACCGCCUCACCUAUAAGCGACCCGGUCAACACAAUCUACAUGUGAGGGGUUAUAAGGAGAAGGGCAACAUUGACACUCCAUUUGAGCUGGCUGUGCGCAACCAGACUGAUCGAUAUAGUCUCGCUAUUGACGCCAUCGACUUGGUCCAGUCACUUGGAAACACUGCAUCUGGUUUGAGGGAAAGGCUGAUCAAUGAACAGCUUGCUGGCAAAGCCGAAGCCUUCAACAACGGUCUUGAUCCCGAAUAUAUUCGUAACUGGACUUGGCCCUGGCCGAGGAAGUAG